This is a messenger RNA of Trichophyton rubrum CBS 118892, 447 nucleotides long. RefSeq lists its product as uncharacterized. Bases 1 to 447 code for a protein of 148 amino acids. The transcript has a single exon. The record is from RefSeq and is a predicted model, not a curated record. NCBI's taxonomy places the organism in Eukaryota, Fungi, Ascomycota, Eurotiomycetes, Onygenales, Arthrodermataceae.
AUGUUCAACCGUCAGCACCCAGAGACCGGAGAACCUGAUGAUAGGUAUCUCAUUGCGCAGUUCGCCGCUAUCCUGGGCCCACCACCUGUCGAGUUCUGGAGCCAGAGCAAACUAUGUCAGGCGUUUUGGGAUGAAAAUGGUUUGUCGACUUCCACAGCAACAGUCUCAUUCUCUCUCCCUAUAAGUACUGACGAAAUCAUAUUCGGAACAGGGAACUGGAAAAAUGUGGUUCCUCUCCCAGAGAUAUCUCUUGAGGGGCUAGCUGCAGAUAUUGAGGGUGAAGAUGUGCCAGGCUUUCUACGCUUUCUGCGGAGGAUCCUCCGCUGGCUCCCCGAGCAGCGUCCGACGACCGAGGAGCUGAUCCACGAUCCAUGGUUGCUAGCGGGUCUUGGAAGUGGAAGCCAGGGACAAAUCAAAGCUGACAAAGACUCUCUGCCUGUGAGCUGA